CUCUCCCUCCUUCCAUCUCUUUCUGUGCCAGUAAGGACGCAUGCGGCUGGAGUAGAGUCCCGGCGUCUCCUCCUGGAGCUGAAACAGCCAUCCCAGCGGAGGCGGUCGGUGUCUUCCUACCCUCCCACCCUUUGAGGCUCCCUGCCGGCACGCGGCGGAGCAGGCAGACGGCUGUCCCCGCGCUACGCCGCCGACCGGCAGAAAACAGCGUGCCAGAUGGAUUUGUGCUCUGCUGCUGCUGCUGCCGCUGCUGCGUCGCAUCUCUCAAAGUGAAAAUACUCGCGCUGCAAAUGUGCGUCCCCUGCUUCACAAACUUGGACCGUUGCCUGUGUCCAGGCUCCUCUCCAGCCCUGUGAACCUCUGUCACUGCUGACUGACGACGUGGUGGACGAUGGUGUGACACCGCAAAGGACCUUGUACCCCAGAACUAAUUCUAAACUAUCACCACAUCAACUUUUCCUCUGCAGACGAAGACUUGUUUGCCCGGUCUAUGUGGAAGUGCGCUGGGGAUAACUGGAAUCAACAAACCUGUUAAAUAGCGACAUUUAACAUUUCACUUGGACUAAUUUGUCUGUCCAAAAUCCAAGAAAGAAUCCGACUUGGAGAGAAGCGUUAACGAGCAUGAUGCUCGGCUUUUUCACCUUUAGUCGUUGCUGACGCAUAUUGGGGAGCGAGAUGGGACUGUAAACUACAGUAUGUGGAGUCAUUCCUGAGGACAGAGUCGCUGCUCUCCGCGGGUGCAUGGAGAAGAGCAGCCCGAGGAUGACGGGCGGAACCCGGGAGGCGCCGGUGAACUCCUCUCCGGCGGUAGCGGCCAACGCGGAGGGCGAGGAAAUCGAGGUUUUGGAAAGUACCGACGUCCUUCCCGUGGCUCCAGAGGACCAAUGGAAGUCUCUGUUUGACAAGUAUGACCCAGAGAAUUCGGGCUUCAUCAGUACAGAGCGGUUCAGGGACCUCCUGGCGACACACGGCUCUGAGCUUGACCCCCACAAACUGGAAGUCUUAUUGGCCCUCGCCGAUGGCAACGCUGAUGGAAAAAUCUGCUACCAGGACUUUGUGAACCUGAUGAGUAACAAGCGCUCCAACAGUUUCCGGAGGGCCAUUCUGCAGGGGAGCCGGCAGCUAAAAGGCUGCAGUCUCAGAGAUGAGGUCGGCCUGGGGCUCUCUCAACGGCUGGUCCGACACGUCGCCUAUGAGACGCUGCCCCGCGAGGUCGACCGCAAGUGGUACUUUGACAGCUAUACCUACUGUCCCCCGCCCUUGCUCAUUCUGGCUAUCACCAUUGCUGAGGUAGCCGUGUUCAUGUACUACGGGUUCCAGCUGGACCGCUUGGUCCUGCAGGUGUCCAGCCCGUCAUUCCUAAAGAGCCCCUUACCGUACCAUCCCCAGCUACGAGCCCAGGCCUGGAGGUACCUCAGCUACUGUUUCAUGCACACUGGCAUUGAACACUUAAGCCUGAACAUGGCCAUGCAGCUGCUGGUGGGAGUCCCCCUAGAAAUGGUCCACGGAGCCCUGAGGAUCGGACUGGUCUACGUGUGUGGUGUGCUGGCAGGGUCUCUGGCAGUAUCUGUCACUGAUAUGACGGCUCCAGUGGUCGGAUCAUCCGGGGGAGUGUACGCAUUGGUCUCAGCACACUUGGCCAAUGUUGUAAUGAACUGGUCGGGAAUGAAGUGUCAAUUUAAGUUAUUCCGGAUGGCCAUGGCUCUGGUGUGCAUGAGUGUGGAGUUUGGUCGGGCGGUGUGGUUGAGGUUCUACCCUCCGGCCUUUCCUCCGUGCCCCAACCCCAGCUUUGUAGCUCACCUGGGAGGGGUGAUGGUAGGUCUGACGCUGGGUGUGGUGGUCCUGCAGAACUACGAGCAGCGACUCCAGGAGCAGUCCCUGUUUUGGAUCUUUUUCUGCGUCUACACCUUGUUUGUGCUUUGCGCCGUCUUCUGGAACAUUUUUGCCUACAGCUUGCUUGACGUGCGACUGCCUCCGCCACCGUGACUUGCCAAUAAAGGCAGAUAAGACACUGUAUCCCCUUUACUCCUGCAUCAGUAGAUGCCUGACCUUUCUCUGGAUGGGUCACCUCACCCCUCAUAUUACGAACUUCACCGUGGGGUGAUCAGAGUUGUCUAACAGCCAACCUCCUCUUACAUCCAUACAUUUUUCAACUCACCUGCUACCUUCUAGGGUCGAGCCUUCCCAUCGCUAACCUCCACCUACUCUUUGUCUUCAUCUCUGUUGGAUGCUUGUGGGACUUUUGUUGGAAAUAAUGUGUUGACAAAUGAAAACACUUGGAUCUAACACAACAGGAUCAAGCAGGAAUAGUCCUGUUCACAUCGCUUAACCUUCUCUGCCUCUUCCUCCUCAAUCCAACGGUGCCUACUCAUGGAGACAUCAGCCUGUGAAAGUAUUACUGCACUGUUGCCCCUUGUGUAGGGUGACAGCAGUAAAACCCUGCAGUAUAAACUGUUCUCAGACAAAAUAAGUUCCUAAAAAAAUGCUAUCUGCCUGUGCCCUCUUCUUUAGUACACAAAGAAUAAGAUCAUAUGAGAAUUUAGGCUUAGCUGGUGUUUUGUCACCAUUACAAGCAGCACAUGAGUGGUACACAUAAAACUGAUAAGCAGGGUAGCUAAACUCCUCAAGUUUCACAGUAUAGAGAGAGCAUAGAAUAAAUAGGCUACAGCAACCUUCAAAAGUUAUUAUGAAUUUACCUUUGAAGCAAAAUGUGGGUUGCUAUUCAAGUGUUGCCUUCAGCGUUUGGCACUUCCCCAGAGAAGGAUUAAUUUGUGUUCAGCGCUAUUUGAACCUCAAACUUUUGUCUUUGACAUUUUUGUGUGUGUGUUUGCAAGGAGUGCGACAAUUGUACCAUUGUGUGUACAGAUAAAAAAAAAAAAAGAAGCAGAAGUGCCAUUCAGACUUUAAGCUUUCAAAAAUGAUGCCAAAAUGUUGCUAUAAGCACCAGGGGAAGAGCACAUCUCCCCGACAAGUAUUGCUUUUGUGUAAGAAAAAUUUAUCUAAUUUUGUCUGUAAAGAGUCAGUCGAAUGUAACAGUAAUUUUUCAUGAUCUUGAUCUGAAUUUCUCACAAAUAACCUUGGAACAGCCCAGAAGUGCAGUCAAGUUCUUAUCAUUCUGUUGUCCCCUUUGGGCAUUUGCAGUGAUUUUUGCAAUGUUUAAAAAUUUCAAAGUGACGGAAGUUAAUUUAUUGAUUGGUGAAGAGGUGAAUUGAGCAAAGUGGGAUUGGACUAAUGAAAAUAUUCACCAAUGGGUAAACUGGGCCGCUCUGAAUAAAUCUAAGUAUUUUUCUCAUUACCAAACGUAGAAGAGCACACAUGCCUGACCUCGACUACAUCUGGGCUGGGGUCGUUUCACUCUCAGUUCGGGGGGGGGGGAUCAAUGCUCUCUCAUUAGAUGCUGUCACAACUUAAAUUGUUAAUUGAUUGAACUGGGACAGAAAACGACCUCAGCCCUAAGCUGUGAGUCUCAAACUGUACUGUACUUUAACCUCAUGUUACAGUGGUAACUGCUUCGCACAAACGUUAUUAUAAUGUAAUUAAAUACAAAUUAAUAUUUUAA
Messenger RNA from Seriola aureovittata, 3559 nucleotides. It is a transcript of the gene rhbdl3, whose product is annotated as rhomboid, veinlet-like 3 (Drosophila). The transcript is spliced from 10 exons. Bases 742 to 1986 code for a protein of 414 amino acids. NCBI's taxonomy places the organism in Eukaryota, Metazoa, Chordata, Actinopteri, Carangiformes, Carangidae. The record is from RefSeq and is a predicted model, not a curated record. Gene Ontology annotation, cellular component: membrane. Gene Ontology annotation, molecular function: serine-type endopeptidase activity; calcium ion binding.